AUGGCAGAAAUAGAAGAGAAAAAAGUGAAAGGAGGAGAGUUUAAUACUAGUUCAACUGAUCUUGAUAACGUUCCUAGUGAGAAAGAUUGGUUGAUAAAUGGAGUUGGUCUGAAUCAAUACAAUGGUUUUUGGUGCUCUCCAAGGUUCUUCACUCGAAUGUUAUCUUUCCAUCAUCACUACAAAGCCGAGUCAAGUGAUAUCUGGUUAGUAAAACUCCCUAAAUGUGGCACCACCUGGUUCAAGGCCCUUGUCUUUUCCAUCGUGAACCGCCACCGUUUCUCAUUGUCCGAAAGCCCUUUGCUCAAAGCCAACCCUCAUGCCCUAGUAAGGUGCUAUGAGACCGACCUUAACUUGCACGACCCAAUAUCCUACCUCGAAGGCCUCACUCAUCCCCGCAUCAUGUCGACCCACGUUCCCUAUUCUGGUUUACCUCCAUCCGUAAGAAGCUCUAGCUGCAAGAUUGUCAGCAUUUUCCGGGACCCAAGGGAUCAGUUUGUUUCCUAUUGGCAUUUCAUGGAUAAGUUCUGGCCAAACUCAACCCUUCGCCCAUUCGAGGAAUGCUUUGACUUGUUCUGCCGUGGAGUCCAUGAGUAUGGUCCUUUUUGGGACCAUAUCCUUGGUUCUUUCAAUGCAAGCGCUGAGAACCCCGACAAGAUCUUGCUCAUGAGGUACGAGGAAAUGAAAAUGUCGCCGGUUCUUCAGACCAAGAAGUUGGCAAGUUUCUUAGGUUACCCAUUCUCGGAAGAAGAAGAGAAAGAAGGAGUGUUGGAUGGGAUAGUGAAGCUAUGUAGCUUUGAUAACUUGAAGGAUCUAGAAGUGAACAAAGAAGGGCGGCGUCCACUUGGGGUUCCCCACAAGGCGUUCUUUAGGAAAGGAGAGGUGGGAGAUUGGACCAAUUAUCUGACUCCUUCCAUGGCUGAUCGCAUUCAAAAUCUCAUGAAUGAAAAGUUUUCUAACUCCGGUUUGACAUUUGAUCAACUUAACCGGAAUGGGGAUGAAGCUUCUUAA
Messenger RNA from Impatiens glandulifera, 1008 nucleotides. RefSeq names its product cytosolic sulfotransferase 5-like. NCBI's taxonomy places the organism in Eukaryota, Viridiplantae, Streptophyta, Magnoliopsida, Ericales, Balsaminaceae. Gene Ontology annotation, cellular component: cytoplasm. Gene Ontology annotation, molecular function: sulfotransferase activity. The record is from RefSeq and is a predicted model, not a curated record. The transcript has a single exon. The coding region runs from base 1 to 1008 and encodes 335 amino acids. Gene Ontology annotation, biological process: sulfation.